AUGACAACUUUAAAAAACAUUGAUAUAUCCUCAACAACCAAUCAAAUACAAGCCCCAACAAAUUAUUUUUCUAUGCAAACAUUAGAUUCAUCAAUUCAAAGUCUAAUAAAAUCAUGGAAAAGAAGACAAAGGUGGUUGUUUCUUGUUACAACCUCAACCCAACAAGAAUAUUUGUUCAAUAGAGCAACAUGGCGAACACAAUUGGUCAAUUUUCUAGAAUCAACAAUAAUUCGCGCGAUUUCAAUAUCAUUACUCGUUACAGAUCUCAUAAUCACAAUUCUCGAGCUAUCUUCUUCUCUAAUUUCAUGUAAGCAAAAAGUGAACAUAAUAGAGGAACUAUGUUUCCAUUGGAUUGGAAUUGGUAUUUUGAGUAUUAUUUCGAUGAAGAUAAUCGGUUUGUUGGUAGGGUUAGGGUUUUCAUUUUUCAAGCAUCCGGGAUAUGUUGUGGAUGGUGUUGUGGCGAUCGGGGCAUUGAUUAUGGAAGUUUUUAUGGAGAGGAGAGGUGGUGGUUUGUUGGUUGUGGUUAGUUUAUGGCGUGUGAUUAGAGUUGUGGAGAGUGUGUUUGAGUUAAGUGAUGAAGCCAUUGAAGCUCAAAUUGAAGGGAUAGUUUGUCAAUUUGAGUUACUUAAAAAUGAGAAUAUUAGGCUCUUGGAGAUUAUACAUGAAAAGGAUGAGAUAAUUGAAAAGCUUAAGGAAGAAUUAUUAAAAUAUUAG
Messenger RNA from Lathyrus sativus (Indian pea), 714 nucleotides. NCBI's taxonomy places the organism in Eukaryota, Viridiplantae, Streptophyta, Magnoliopsida, Fabales, Fabaceae. The record is from the annotation of a GenBank genome assembly.